AUGCGUUUUCUUAAUAUCGCAACGUCGGCCUUGCUGGCUUCAGUCGUGAAUGCAUCGCUUCAGAUUGUACCGGGAGCGACUUGGACUGCGACAAACACUGGUCAACACAUCCAAGCCCACGGCGGUGGCAUCAUCAAAGAUAGCAAUAAGUGGUAUUGGGUCGGAGAGGACAAGACUAAUGGCUCUGCAUUCCAGAACGUGAACUGUUACUCGUCUACCAAUCUUGUAGAAUGGACUUACGAAGGUGCUCUACUCUCACGUACCUCAUCCGGUGACCUAGGCCCCAACCGUGUAAUUGAAAGGCCAAAGAUCAUGCACAAUAAGCAAACCGGCAAGUAUCUACUGUGGAUGCACAUCGACAGUUCCGAUUACAAAGAAGCAAAGAUCGGCGUAGCAAUAGGCGACACCGUCUGCGGAAAAUACACCUACGUGCGUAGCGAGCAACCCUUGGGCUUCCAAAGCCGAGAUUCCGGAGUCUUCGUCGACGACGACGGCAAAGGUUACCUCCUCACCGAAGACCGUGAGAAUGGCCUCCGCAUAAACGGCCUCUCAGACACCUACCUCAACAUAACAAAAAACAUCUACACCUGGAAAGAAAAAUACGAAGCACCCGCCCUAAUCAAGCGGUCGGGAGUUUACUUCAUGUUCGCGUCCCAACUCUCCGGUUGGAACCCCAACGACAACUACUACAGCACCGCCACCUCGCUCUCCGGCCCCUGGUCCUCAUGGCAGAAAUUCGCAGACUCGGGUUCUAAUACUUAUGCUUCACAAACGACUUUCGUCCUCCCGCUUGGAAACAACAAUUUCAUGUACAUGGGCGACCGCUGGGUGUCGUCUAACCUCAUGCGGAGUACUUAUAUCUGGCUGCCGCUCACCCUCUCCGGCACCACGGCAUCCAUGAAGAAUGCUGUGAACUGGAUCUUGGACCCCAGCACGGGCGCGUCAUCCGCCGGGCCCACAGAAAACGCCUACGAAGGUGAAUCAGCCACGCUUUCCAACGGCGCGAAAACGAUUUCGUGUUCAGGUUGCUCUGGCGGGUCAGCAGCUGGCUACAUUGGGGGACCCACGGUCGGCGGCGUGACGAUUGCGAAUGCGCAAAGUGAUGUUGCGGGGCGCACGACGCUGAGAAUCAAGCAUAGGAAUGGCGAUGAUGGACAGAGAUAUGCGAGUGUGGUGGUCAAUGGCAAGGCGCAGAAGGCGGCGUUUUUGCCGAGUGGAGGGAGUGAGCCGGGGAGUUCGGUUGUCCAUGUGGAUUUGAAGAGCGAGGGGAAUGAAAUAAAGCUGGUGGGUGUGGAUGGUGGGUGGGGGCCGGAUGUUGAUAGGGUUUUUGUGCCGGUUAGUUAG
This is a messenger RNA of Pyrenophora tritici-repentis Pt-1C-BFP, 1344 nucleotides long. Its product is annotated as Glyco-hydro-43 multi-domain protein. NCBI's taxonomy places the organism in Eukaryota, Fungi, Ascomycota, Dothideomycetes, Pleosporales, Pleosporaceae. Gene Ontology annotation, biological process: carbohydrate metabolic process. Gene Ontology annotation, molecular function: hydrolase activity, hydrolyzing O-glycosyl compounds. The record is from RefSeq and is a predicted model, not a curated record.